Messenger RNA from Diaporthe batatas, 1314 nucleotides. RefSeq lists its product as uncharacterized. The record is from RefSeq and is a predicted model, not a curated record. The transcript has 3 exons. Bases 1 to 1314 code for a protein of 437 amino acids. NCBI's taxonomy places the organism in Eukaryota, Fungi, Ascomycota, Sordariomycetes, Diaporthales, Diaporthaceae.
AUGAGGAAACUAUUCCUCCCACACUCGGCCUCGACCCCCCACCAGCUCCGAAAGGCCCUGCUCUACUCCGCGUCGCGCGGCCACAGCCCGUCGCCAUGCGUCUCCUCAUCCCGCCUUGAGCGAUUCACGUCGUCCUCGACAGCCGCCCUCGAUGCCGCACAGGCCUUGGACGCCGGCAGCGACCUGCGCAACACGAAACAACCCGACGGGCAGAACCACGACCGGAGCAUACGCGAGCAGGACACGUCCCGGACCAUCGCGGCGCCCCCGCCCAAGCUUCCCUACCGGUUCGAGACGGGCAUCUCCCUCUUCGCCAAGCGCGCGCCGAGGCCCUUCCCCCCUCCCUUCCUCUCCCCGCCUUCGGGAUCCUUCAGCGACCCUCUCAGCACGCACCACCAGAGUCGCGACCGCCGGCCCAAGGUCAACGGCCAGCUGAUCAAGGGGUGGACGAACGGCGAUGACGCCGCCUUCGCGAGCGAGUAUUUUGUCGGCGCCAAUGAUGGCGUGGGCGCGUGGAGCGCCCGCCCGAGGGGACAUGCUGGACUGUGGGCGAGGCUGAUUCUCCAUUUCUGGGCGUUGGCCAUGAGCGAGGACGCGUCGCGACCGCGCAGCCCGAACGACCCACCCUACACGCCAGACCCGAUCGCAUACCUAGAAAAGGCUUACGAACAGACGAAAGAGGCGACGUCAGGGCCCGACUGGCAGGGGACUACGACAGCCACAGGGGCACAGCUGUUCUGCAGGGCGAUAGACGUCGCGGAGCCGGCAAGACCCGACCCGACGGGCGACAGUGGCAGGACCGCGCCGGUGCUGUACGUGACCAACCUGGGCGACUCGCAGGUCAUGGUCGUGCGGCCGAGCUCGGGCGAGUUGAUCUUCAAGACCAAGGAGCAGUGGCACUGGUUCGACUGUCCCCGGCAGCUGGGGACCAACAGCCCGGACACGCCGGCGCAGAACGCAGUGCUGGAUCAGGUUCCGAUAGAGGAGGGGGAUGUGGUCCUGGCCAUGUCGGAUGGUGUGAUUGACAACCUGUGGUCGCACGAGAUCGUGGAGAACGUGAGUAAUAGUGUCAAGAGGUGGGCGGCAGGGGAUGUGGGGAGGAGGACAAGGAGCAGCGACAAUCCCGGGGGCAGUGGAUCCAUGGCCUUUGUGGCUGAGGAGUUGAUGCUGGCUGCCAAGGCGAUUGCGCUGGACCCCUUCGCGGAGAGCCCAUUCAUGGAACACGCCAUCGACGAGGGCUUGCCGAGCGAGGGAGGCAAGCUCGAUGAUAUCACCGUCGUGGCGGCGCUGUGCACGCGAAAUGAUGUUGUGUGA